Messenger RNA from Fomitopsis serialis, 1680 nucleotides. RefSeq lists its product as uncharacterized. The record is from RefSeq and is a predicted model, not a curated record. The transcript has 2 exons. The coding region runs from base 123 to 1268 and encodes 381 amino acids. Lineage: Eukaryota; Fungi; Basidiomycota; Agaricomycetes; Polyporales; Fomitopsidaceae.
GCUCACUUUGCAUUCACUACUUCACAGUCAUUGCAUAGGCUCUCCCUUGCUCUCCUAGAUCUCUUCACGCACCGUCAUCAUCACAAGAUACGCGGUCUCCUCAAGACUCAACGCAAACAAACAUGCCUCCGGCACCCAGUCAUACAGGUUUAACAUCUACGCCUGGGAUACCUUUGUCUGGGCAUCCACAUCUGUCGCCGACGCUCCUCUGGUCUCUCGUUGCGAUUAUCCUCGUGAACGUGCUACUACUUGUUCUCUGGUUCAUCACUCGGUAUCGUCGCGCGGCGGCUCGGAAGGCCGAAAUUUUAGGUCUGCAAGAAGCGAGCACCUCAGCGGGCGCGCCACGCGUUCGAAGGUUCUGGUCGUGCGGUCUUUCGCGGUUCACUCGGAGGACAAGUGAAGUCGGAGGAGCUAUGGAAACCGCCGAGCCCAAGGCAGAUUCGAGCGUCUCUGAAACGCUCAGCGAGGCGGACCUCGAGGCGGGCAUGGUGGUUGUCCUUGAGGAGGCAUCCUCACCUCAGAAAGACAGCGAUAAACUCCAUCUUUCCCCUGCCUGGCAGUACCCUCACCUGGAGGUGCAUUCGGAGCCUGGCACCCCCGCUCUCACUAUCGGCACGAGCUGCAGGAGCACGCCCGAGCCUCUGCAAGACACCGUCUCCACCUUCUCCGUCUACUCUCAGGCAUCCUGGCCAGACGACUACUCGGCUUUCAUGCGGUGCGACCCCAUCGUUGGCGGAACUGGAAUCACCGAGAAGGCGGACCUCGGUAUGAAACUGGACGAGGAAACGAAUCAGGGAUCUGACAAGCAGGCGACGCACUCGGAGGUCUCUAGAAUCAUCGUUGAAGACCCGGACUUUUUGCCCACGACGCUCUCCAACGGCUCGCCCGGUACGAGCUUCGCAUCGGAACUCUUCCAGGACUCGAAACCUGAGCCCGCGUUCGAGCUGGCGGUCGCUGCGGUGGAAUCAUUGCCUUUGGGUCUUGACAAGCUUGCGUGGGCCUCUCCUGUUCCCUCUGUCUCGAACGCGGCCAGUCUUCCACCGGACAUCCUGCUCAACGGCGCUACCUUCUCUGCACUGUCUCCUCCACGGGUCCUCCACCUCUGUGGGGAGCCUUUUUCCGCCUCGUUCUCACUCGCGGUUUCUGGGGAUACUCGGAAGGUCGGCACCGAUGUGUCUGCGUACACGAAGUUUCGGACAAUGCCUUCGCAUUUAUCGUCUCCCUGGUCGACUUUCAGGGCUCUCGCUGAGCACUCGACCGACGCCUGAACUUGGCUUCGUUAAACUCCAGAGGACCACUCGAUUCACAUUCUUCCCGACUUCAACAUCAAUCCGCAAGAUUCUCCUCGCGCUUGGAUCCCGUCUGCAAGCUUUACCGUGACCUCUCGGCUUUCCGGCUUUCCGGCUUUCUGAACGCUCCAAAUCAUUGCGCUACCCUGCCCUGCCUGUCGUCCCAAGUUCUCGACGCUGUCCUCGUUUGGCUCGCUCUCGCUGGUUUCUCUUUCGGGCUUUAAGCGGUUCGGUUCAAGCUGAUAUCUUGUACAGUAUGAUACUACUUCUGCGUCUUUAGGACGACCUACCGUAAUCAUGUCGAUUUCUGCGGCUGCGCAUCUUUAGUGCCUUCCGAUACAACAGUGUGCCCUACCGUCAGAGUAGGGCUGUAUGAAUACCAUGGCACGGA